Perca fluviatilis (European perch) is the source of this 2894-nucleotide messenger RNA. Its product is annotated as DOMON domain-containing protein FRRS1L. NCBI's taxonomy places the organism in Eukaryota, Metazoa, Chordata, Actinopteri, Perciformes, Percidae. The transcript has 5 exons. The record is from RefSeq and is a predicted model, not a curated record. Gene Ontology annotation, biological process: regulation of glutamate receptor signaling pathway. Bases 372 to 1220 code for a protein of 282 amino acids.
GAGGCCGGGCGAAACCAUUCAUCCGGGCAACACUCCGAUUGGAAAAUAUGUGAAGAUUAAUGAACCCUGCUCGGCAUCUAGAUUCGGAUUUCAAAGAGGAUUAAGGGCGUGUAUCUGAAUUAGAUGGUACGAUUACAAAUAUGGGUAAUUUAGGAUUGGAUUAGCCUCUUAAUCACACGGUCAUCGGCGCUGAACCCCCCCACACCGCUGCGAGUAAACAGCCAUACGGGCAAUUGGGAUGCGGGGAUGAUUUUUGGUGACGCUGCGAUGGGUACCUGCGAAGAUACCGAAAUUCAAACAAUAAUGAGGAUCCGAUUUGAUUUCACGUUGCUUUAGUCGUUUUUACCGCUUCUUUGUUGACAUUUGUGGCCAUGAUUUUCCUGCGGAGGCUCGUGCAGCUGUUGGUGUUGCUGAUCCAGAGCGGAUGGUGGGGGGUUACAGCGAGCCCCACAGAUGAAGGAGCACUCCGGGCCGGCCACGGGGAGCACGGAGAGCCGGGACAUCAGGAGCCUCACAAGGACUCCUACAGCACCUUCGCCUCCGAGUUCCUGGAGUCCAGAUAUCUGUCCGAUGACGGUUAUCCAUUCCCCACCGCCCCACCAGUGGAUCCCUUUGCCAAGAUCAAGGUCAGCGACUGUGGAGUAACCAAAGGCUGCAUAAGAUAUGGGAAGCCAGGGUGUGAUGCAGAAACAUGUGACUACUUUCUGAGUUAUCGUCGCAUCGGGACAGAUGUGGAGUAUGAGAUGAGUGCAGACACAGAUGGCUGGGUGGCCGUAGGUUUCUCCUCUGACAAAAAAAUGGGAGGAGACGAUGUCAUGGGCUGUGUCCAUGACGAUAAUGGACGUGUACGGAUUCAUCACUUCUACAAUGUUGGCCAAUGGGCUAAGGAAAUAAAGAGGAACCCUGCUAGAGACGAAGAGGGCAUUUUUGAGAACAACCGGGUGACCUGCCGUUUCAAACGUCCGUUAUAUGUCCCUAGAGAGGAGACACUUGUGGACUUACACCUGUCAUGGUAUUACCUGUUUGCAUGGGGACCUGCCAUACAAGGUUCCAUCACGAGGCAUGACAUCGACAAUCCACCUGUCAGCGACCGCAUGAUCAGCAUCUAUAAGUAUGAGGACCUCUUCAUGCCUUCCACAGCCUACCAGACCUUCAACUCUCCCCUCUGCUUACUGCUCAUAGUAGCCCUCACCUUCUACUUACUAAUGGGAACACCAUAAUGAAGCACAGCAGAGCACAUAGUGGAAAAAAGAGGGAUGAGAAGAUGAAGCAGCAAUAAAAAAAAAGUUGUCUGAUGCCACAUUCAAGUGUGCGCUUUGCACAAAGAGACACUGUAUUAGAUAUAGUAAACACGAUAGAGAGUAUAUACGAUACGAUACAAUACGAUACAACUUUAUUGUCAGCCAAGGCUGAAAUUCUUUGUCCAUCCCUGGGUAGCUCGUAUAAAAAAGAGGACAUACACAUACAUACAAACGUACAUGAGAUUAAUAACACCAACAGACAUACAUGAAACAUUACCACAAAUGACAUAAACUUCCAAGUAGGAAAACAAAGAAAACAUGUAUAACAACAGAAAAUGACACACACAGACAAUGUCUUGGAUUGUCUUGGAUUGAUAUAUUAAUUACUCUGAACUCAUACAGAGGAUCUUGACAAUUAAUAAUACUAUAUUGUAGAGUUGUCAUGUACUGGUGUCAGUACAAAACAAGAGGUCUGAUAGUGUUAUAAUAAAAUAGGCCAAUUAUUUUCAGUAUUUAUGAUAGCUUCCAAGUAUUUAAAAAAUACUACUACACAUGACAAUAAAGAAAUCUCAAAAGUCUUCAAAAUACUGCAUGCACUGGGAAAUCUGGAAAUGAUUUCCAAAACCCGCUGUUCACCGGUGAUGAGAAGACAGUGCCUCAUGUUGAACUUGGCUAAAACGCAAAGGUUUUUUGAGGACAAAAGAAAACAAGCAGCUCAAAGCCGUUUGCACACACUCUUCCUGUCCCUUUACCCUUUUAUGUUUAUAUGGACAUCAAGCUUUGCAAAAACAAAAGAUACAAUAUUUGUUGUUCGUACUAUCACAAAAUAUAGUUUCCAAGCUUUUAGAGACUGCCUACAGUACAAUAUGCAUUUACCAUACAAUAGAUUUUCAUUAACUUUUUCUUUGGCACUCAAACACUUGGCUCAUCUCACUUUUCCUCAAUUUCCUUUUUUAGAUCGUUUCCCCUUUCUCAACCACAGUAGCUGUUGGGUUUGUUUAUCAGUAUAGACAGAAAGAGACUGCUAUAUGAGUUACUGUUGCAAGCAAUAACACACUGAACAGGAGCAACCUGUGGAUUGAAGAACUGUUUGCCUUGGACAUGGACUAUUUUUUCCCCUGGGCUGUUAUUGCAGCCUUUUGAUCUGUAUUAAAAAUUGAUUGAUACGUUAAAACGCCUCCAACUGAAACAAUAUGCCAUGGUUGUGUUUAUUAUCAAUAAGCCUGUGAAGAAAUAACAAUAUAAAAUACACAAGACAGUACAUAUCUUGCUGUACAUGAACAGACAGCUAUGUCAGUCAAACAGUAUAAGGCCACCACAGGAGAUGAUAUUAAUAGAAAUAAAAUAUAUAUAUAUUUAAGUCCCUAGCUACCAUUGAGGACACUGAUGUCAAGUCCUCUGUAUUUUGAUAAUGCACAUGCUGUAGCAACCUGGUACUAUGUGUAACUUUAGAUUUUGGUGCAAAUCAGGUGUGGAAAUAGUCUUCCAGGGUGACAUCAGUGACUACCCCAACUUAUACUUAUAAUAUAUUCAACCAUGAAUGUUGUUUCGAAGGGCCUGCUUCCUUGGUUUCCAUGCACAAAUUGUAUGCAACAUUUACAUAACACACAAUGACCUGUUAAUAAAAAUGUAGUAUAUAGGCUGUAACCAUAA